GGCACAUAGGGCAUCCCAGCAACCGCUUUGAUCCUGUGGUCUCCUGAGGCUCCCUCAAUAGUCUGGGCAGACAGGCUGAGGGACCUCGGACUACUAGAGUUCGCGUGCGUGCUCCUUGCCUGCUCCACGGUCUCCUCUGUUCUUCUCCCAGCCGGUUUCUCCCGGGCUCCAUGCUUCCGUGAGUCCCCGGGUGCGCUGCAGAGUUGGGCGAGUCUCCUUCCUCCCCGCUAAACCGCUACGGGGCAGGGCUGGGGGAGCCGCUUUCGGUUUCCUGCAAUUACCGCUUGGAUCUUUCUCCAGACCCCUCCUCUUGGCAAGCCCAGAGCACCCCGGACCCUUCAGGCAAUCGCUUCUAGAAAUUUGGAGGGAGGUGGGACUCGGUUCUCUUUGCCACUGUGCGGGAGUGGUGCAGGCGUCCUCCCGGCCGAUUGGGAAGUAGAAGUGGUGCGGUGGGCAGAGAUCCCUCGGCCAGCUGGGAACACUGGUCUUCCUGGGAGCCCUGCUGGGAGCACACAGUCCCUUGGACAUCGGGUUUGGCUCUGACUCUGACCUUCCCCGGAUGCCUCCAGAGCACAAGGUCAUCAUCGUGGGACUGGACAAUGCAGGAAAGACCACCAUUCUCUAUCAGUUCCCUUGAGAUUCCAAGUGUGGUCCACAGACUGGAAGUGGGAGCAUGAUCUGGGAGCUUGUUAGAAAUGUAAAGUCCUGGGCAGCCCAAACCCACUGGAUCAAAUCUGCAGUUUGACCAAUGAGGUGGUUCACACGUGUCCCACCAUUGGCAGCAAUGUGGAGGAGAUUGUUCUUCGGAAGACCCACUUCCUCAUGUGGGACAUCGGGGGACAGGAGGCUCUGCGCUCCACCUGGAGCACAUACUACUCCAACACGGAGUUCGUCAUCCUCGUGAUUGACAGCACAGACCGGGAUCGGCUGCCCACCACUCGGGAGGAGCUGUACAAGAUGCUGGCCCAUGAGGCACUUCGAGAUGCUUCAGUGCUGAUCUUUGCCAACAAGCAGGAUGUGAAGGACUCCAUGACCACGGUGGAGAUCUCCCAGUUCCUCACUCUCAGCGCCAUCAGAGACCAUCCAUGGCAUAUACAAGGCUGCUGUGCCCUGACUGGGGAAGGGUUAGUGGCUGCCAGACCUGGGUCUGGCCCACCAAUGGACAAGUGGUCACCAGAAUCCCUCUCCUGUCUUGGUCCUGUCAGACUCUGGCUCGUGGUUGGUGACUGGGCCAAAUCAGAUGGAAAGGGGUUGAAUUGUUGAAACUGGGUGAGAGGGUAAGCUGUGCGUCCCCAUUCUUCAGGGCCUUCUAAUGGAGAGGUAAUCCUCACACAAACACAAGGGCCAGGUGGGUCUGAUUUAGGUCUGGUGGUCAGGGAUGGCCUCUCCUAGAGAUGUGGUUUUUGAGCUGAGACCCAAACGAGACCCAAAUGAAGAGAAAGAGACAGUCAUGGAAAGACCUAGGGUCCAAAGACCUAGGGGAUGGAAGUACUAGGGAUUGAACCCAGGGAUGCUUAACCACUGAGCCACAUCCCCAGCCCUUUUUUCUAUUUUAUUUAGAGACAGGGUCUUGCUAAGUUGCUUAAGGCCUCACUAAGUUGUUGAGGAUGGAUUUGAAUUUUCAAUCCUUCUGCCUCAGCCUCCCAAGAGACUGGGAUUACAGGCGUGUGCCACCAUCUUUGAAUUUCUGCCAAGAGUCCAUGACACCAUUCCAUCAACAGAUUUUUAUCAAAUACCUACUUUGUGCCAGUAGUGUUUUGGGUAUUGGAGAAAUAGCAGAAAACAAAAUAGAAACUCCUACCUUCAUGGACCUGGAUUCCAGUGGGGGAGACAGACAAUAAGCCAAAAAAUAUGUUUAGUAAGUUAAAAAAUGAUAAAUGUUGUUGAGCACGGUGGCUCAUGCCUGUAAUCCCAGUGGCUCAGUAGGCUUAGACAGGAGGAUCAAUGGCAAGUUCAAAGUCAGCCUCAGCAAAGGGGAGGUGCUAAGUAACUCAAUGAGACCCUGUCUCUAAAUAGAAUACAAAAUAGGGCUGGGGGCAGCUAGGAUUGUGGGGGCAGCUAGGAUUGUGGCUCAGUCGUAGAGCGGUUGCCUGGCAUGUGUGAGGCACUGGGUUGAAUUCUCAGUAUUGCACAUAAACAAAGAAGGUAAAGGUUCUUUGACAACUAAAAGAAAAAAAUUUAAAAAGAAAUAGGGUUGGGGAUGUGGCUCAGUUUGGUUUGAGUGUCCCUGGGUUCAAUCCCAGGUACCAAAAAGAUAACCGUUAUGUUGGGGAAGGAAAGGGAGAUUGGUAGGAAUGUUGCAAUCUUGGGGAGUGGGGAGGGUACAGGGGCACUUAACUACUGAGUCACAUCCCUAGUCCUUUUUAUUUUUUAUUUGGGUCUCAAUUGCUGAGGCUGGUCUUGAAUUUAUAAUCCUCCUGCCUCAGCCUCCUAAAUUGCUGGGAUUACAACUGUGUGCCACCUCACCCAGCCACAAUUUUAAUUUUUGAGAUGGGGUUCUCACUUUGUUGUGGAGGCUGGCUUUGAGCUCCUGGGUUCAAGCAGUCCUCCUGCCUCAGCCUCCCCCAAAUCUGGGGACUAUAGGCAAGUGUUACCAUGUGUCCCCAGUUGAAUAUUGCAGUUUUAGAUGAGAUAUUCAGGGAGGGGCUGCUGAGAAGGUUGCUCUUGAGCACACACCUACAUUGUGGACUGGACCACCUAGGGAGGGCUCUCCCUUGAGCCUAUAGAAUUUCCUUUUCUUUCACCUCUCAAGUGGAAUGGUAGCAGCUGGAGACCCAGAUGUCUUUUUUUGUUGUUUAUUUUGUUCUGUGGUGCUGGGAGUUGAACCCAGGGCCUUAGACAUGCUGGGUGAGCACUCUACCACUGAACUACUCCCAACCUCGUAGAUAUCUUUUUGAAAAAGAGGAGACUAUAGGCAAGUCAAUACAAGGGCUCCCACAUUUCUGGGAGUGUACCUGUCUGUGCUGGAUCAGGAGGACCCUCCCCUCCCCUUCCCCUAGCUCACAGUCAGUUCAAUGCAACUAGCAUUUUCUAAGUACUCACCAUGUCAUCUCUGUGCCAGGUGAGGACUGGGGACAAUACAGAGAUGGCCAAGGCUCCACCCUUGCUCUGGAGUUGCUUAGUAUCACACAGGAAAACUUGCAUAUGGAGCUUCUUCCUAGGCCUUUGAAGUCACCCUGCCACUUCCCCUAGUGACAGAGCAGGUGGGAGGGGACAUGAGAGGCUUACCUGAGUUACUACUAAGGCAUCCAGGAAGUUGGAUCUCUAGGAUGGUUUCUCCAAGAAGCCCUCCCUGACUCCCAGGCAUCUGGAACCUUCUGUAUAUCUUCUUAACUUUAGUCCCAGUAUGUAGCUAUAGGAUUAUUUGCUGGACCAUUUGCUUAGUCUCUAUAUCCUCUUCCAUGCUGUAAGCCUCAGAGGGCAGGAUGGCUUCUCAAGAGUCACUUCAGCCCCUGGGCACAGUGGGUACUUGAUGCAUUGCAAGAACUCAAAUCAGUUUGUGGAUUAAAUGAAUAGAUGUAACUUUGGCUACUCUCUCAGUCUGCUCUGGGCAGAGGCCUUGGGCUUGAUGGCCAUCUUCUUUAUGGGAAAUGCUGAUCCUUGCCCUGUUUCUCCUCCCGGCAGGCUGCCAGCAGGGCUCCAGUGGAUGCAGUCUCAGGCCACUGCCAAAUGAUGUCCCAGCCUGAGGCCAAUGAGACAUGUUGGGGGUUCUGCAUGGUCAACAUGGGUGAAAAACUCAAAUGCCACUUUACCUUUCUAUGAUUCUCUGGUGGGAGCAGAGCCAGCUACGGACAGGUAGAUUGCCACCAUCUACCCAAGCCUUCAUUGAGGAGCAGGACUGUAAGUCCUGGAUUGAUAACAGACAGGACAACAGAAAAAACUGCCCCUCACUCCAUGGAUGCAAGUGUCCUUCUUGGAGACAUCAGGGAAGCUGUGAUGUGCUGGGGGAUUAGAAAGUGGAGCCCUCUCCUUCUCAGCCCUCAACCUGUCUGUAGGAAACUCGUGGGAAGUAAGAGGUCGUUGAAAUUGCUUCUCAUUUCUUAACAAUAUCCACCCUCUCCAGCUUUCUAGAAAGUCUCUCAUUUUUGUCCCAUACGCUUUGAGAUUCCAGAAGGAUGAAGAAGGUGGCUUGGAGGCAGGAGGGUAGGGCCAAAACCUGGGAGGGGUAGGAACUUCCCACUCCUUCUGAGAUGCUGACUCUGACUGCAGUUUAGGGGCUGUAAGCCCCCCCCCCCAGUGGUAUUCCCUUGGCUCUCAGUGUCCUUCCAAUGUGAAUCCCACUCCUCCUAAUUGUUCCAGAUUCCUACAGGACCUGCUUAUUUUGUUUUUGUGUGAUGACUUUUUAAAUAUUGCAUUGAUAUUUUAAUAAAGGAGUAAUAAAUGUCAUCAAAAAAUGUUC
This is a messenger RNA of Marmota monax (woodchuck), 4399 nucleotides long. It is a transcript of the gene Arl5c, whose product is annotated as ADP ribosylation factor like GTPase 5C. Bases 823 to 1263 code for a protein of 146 amino acids. Gene Ontology annotation, molecular function: GTP binding; GTPase activity. Gene Ontology annotation, biological process: protein localization to Golgi membrane; intracellular protein transport; vesicle-mediated transport. The transcript is spliced from 5 exons. The record is from RefSeq and is a predicted model, not a curated record. Lineage: Eukaryota; Metazoa; Chordata; Mammalia; Rodentia; Sciuridae. Gene Ontology annotation, cellular component: trans-Golgi network; cytoplasm.